This is a messenger RNA of Lachancea sp. 'fantastica', 1737 nucleotides long. NCBI's taxonomy places the organism in Eukaryota, Fungi, Ascomycota, Saccharomycetes, Saccharomycetales, Saccharomycetaceae. The record is from the annotation of a GenBank genome assembly.
AUGGACAGAUACACUAACAUUCACCAUCCAGACUAUGUGCCAGGCACUUUCAACAUCUACUCGUCACAGAGUCUCGAAAACGGCGUUAUUUAUGAGUCCACCCUACGCAAGACAGACGCGGGUGUGGUGCUAAUCCCGCAGCCUUCGGAAUCGCCCAAUGAUCCACUGAACUGGACAAGAUGGCGCAAAAUGUUGCAUUUCGGGCUGAUGGCGUUCAUCACUGCUUUCACGGCAGCUACCAGCAAUGAUGCGGGAGCUGCGCAGGACUCGCUCAACGAAAUCUAUGGGAUCUCCUACAAUUCCAUGAAUACCGGCGCAGGCGUCCUGUUUUUGGGCAUCGGCUGGGCGACCCUAUUCCUAGCACCACUUGCCAAUCUUUACGGGCGUAAGAUCACCUACAUCAUAUGCACUGUGUUAGGGCUGAGCGGUGCGAUUUGGUUUGCUUGUGCCAGUAAGACGCGCGACACGAUAUGGUCGCAGCUCUUCGUUGGCAUUAGCGAGUCAUGCGCGGAAGCUCAGGUGCAACUGUCGCUAAGUGACAUUUUCUACCAGCAUCAGCUAGGCUCCGUUUUGACGGUUUAUAUCCUGGCCACUAGUGUCGGAACUUUCCUUGGACCUCUGGUAGCUGGUUACAUCGCAGGCAUGACGUCGUUCCGUUGGGUCGGUUGGUCGGCUGCUAUCAUCUCGGGCGCGCUGUUGAUUUUCAUCGUCUUUGGCUGUGAAGAAACGUAUUUUGACCGCAACAAAUACUUGACUCCCACUUCGAAAAGAGCAUCUGGUCGAAGCAGUAACGAAAAACAAAAUUUGAUAGCUGCUCUUGAGAAAAGUGACGAUCAGAAGGGCACUCGCAAGGACAUCGAACCAACCACGAGUCAAAAAGUGGAAAAAUCCAAUGAUGUCGUCCAAAGCAUAGAGGCUUCGUUUGAAGAUUUCAAGUUGAUAGAGGGAUCCGAAGAGAAAAUGAAACCUUACCAUCGUCGUAUCUCCCUGAUCACCAAAGCAACAAACUUGCGUGGGUUUGGAGUCAAACAGUACUUCCAAUAUCUCGCCUUGAACAUGAGAAUGUUCCUGUUUCCACCAGUGUGGCUUUCAGGCUUUUUCUGGGGAAUUCAAGACGUUUUUCUCACAUUCUACCUGACUACUGAAGAUACAGCAUACUACGACCCUCCUUGGAACUACAGCGACUAUGGUGUUGCAAUUAUGAAUGUGCCAACCUUAAUCGGAGCUGUUAUAGGGUGUAUUUAUGCAGGAGUGGUGAGUGAUCACUUCGUUUUGUGGAUGGCACGUCGCAACGAUGGUAUCUUGGAGGCAGAGUACAGACUUCUCUUUUCGUUUGCCACAGCCAUCAUUGGACCCGCCGGCCUAUUGAUGUUUGGUAUUGGUACGGCUAGAGAAUUGCCUUGGCAGGUUAUUUACGUUGGGCUUGGAUUCAUUGGCUUCAGUUGGGGCUGUUCUGGUGACAUUGCAAUGGCUUACCUAAUGGACUGCUAUCCUGAUAUGGUUUUGGAGGGUAUGGUGUGCACUGCGAUCAUUAAUAACACUAUUUCCUGCAUUUUCACCUUUGUAUGCUCGGAUUGGCUGGACGCUUCGGGUACGGAAAACACCUACAUUGCCUUAGCAGUUAUCAAUUUUGGGAUCGCACUAUUUGCAGUCCCGGUGUACAUCUGGGGCAAAAAGAUCAGGACUGUGACGAAGAGGUGGUAUGUCGGGUCAAUUUCUGUGAGAGACGGAGUAUAA